Mytilus californianus (California mussel) is the source of this 5543-nucleotide messenger RNA. RefSeq names its product protein SFI1 homolog. The record is from RefSeq and is a predicted model, not a curated record. The coding region runs from base 74 to 4450 and encodes 1458 amino acids. The transcript is spliced from 29 exons. Gene Ontology annotation, molecular function: phosphatase binding. NCBI's taxonomy places the organism in Eukaryota, Metazoa, Mollusca, Bivalvia, Mytilida, Mytilidae.
AAAUGGCGCCAGAAAUGUGUCUUGACUUGAUAACCAUUAAUGUUUUUUAAGAAACGAGUCGUUUUAAAGACAAAUGUCUUUGCAUAAGGUACACCAUGGAUCCAAUCAAACUGAAAGACAGGACCAGCAUGACAGGAAUGGGGAAACAAGUCAGCCUGACACGGCAAACAAGGAAAAUUUAUUGUCUGAUCUCAGCGCGCACCUUGCAGUGCAUGCAGAAAGAAUGAAAUUGUUGAAAAGGGCCGAAGAAGGCUUGGAAAAAUUGAGUGCUGAUCCUUUCAUAGUAAACACAACUGAACAUGGAAAACGUAGGAAAGACAAGUUAUGUGCAACACAAACAAUUGAAAUAAAGCAAGAUAAAGUUGCCAAUGUUCUUGAGCAAAAGAAAUCCAAACUUCCAAUAUCUGCUGCAAGACAACGUCGAAGAGAACGAAAAGAUGGUGGUAAAAGUAAAAUUCAGAUUAAAAACUACAAACCAGGCUAUACUUGGAACAGAGGUGGGAGAGUGAAGGAACUAAGAAUAAGAUGUUUGGCUAGGAAAUUUUCUCAGAUAUGGAAAAAGCAGACAUUUGGAAGAGUGAUGCCAAGUACAGCCAGAUAUCAUUACCAGAAACACAUAAUGAAAUUAGCAUUUAAUGAAUGGUAUGAUAUGUGGUGGCAUGUUAGAAAAGAGUGGAGACUAAUGGUUAGAGCAGAGUGCCAUUUUAGAUACUUAGCUUGGACAAAAUACUUUGAAGCAUGGAAAGAGUUUAUAGUAUACAAAAAGGAAGAAAAAAGAAAAAAGAUAAUUGCAGUUAAACAUGAUACUAAACAGAUUCUUCAGAAGGCACUGAACUCUUGGAAGGAAUAUACAUUUUCACAGAAACUGAAAAAUAAGAAGAAAAUUGAAGCAGCUAAGUUCUAUGAAAAUAGUCUUGUAAAAAAAAAUUGGCAUACUUGGAAAGAAAGAUACGAUAUGAAACAACACAGGAAGAAUAUUGAUGUUGUGGCUCUUCAGUUUUGGGCUUAUCGUCUUCAAGUACAGCAUUGGUUGAUUUGGUGUGAUGCUUACAAGAGAAGACAAGUUUAUCAUAGCAAAGCAAGGUUGGCUAUCAGACAUAACAAAUUCUAUACCAUGCAAAGAGCACUGACGGCAUGGAUGGAAUUCUGGACCAUGAAGAAAGAAAAGCAAAAAGAAAAAGAAUAUUCCCAGUCACUGUACCACAGAAGUGUCCUUGUUAAGUGUAUGAGAGUGUGGGUGAACCAUUAUAAUAGGAGGAUGAUGAUACAGAACCACCAAACCCAUAUAGAAGAACUUGCGGAUAGGUUUACAAAGAGGAGAUACCUACAGAGAUGGUCACAAUAUGUGGAAUUGCAGCAUGAGAAGGAAGAAAAGGAAGAGCUGGCAGUAACACAUUAUGUGAGAAAAUUAAAGGUUAUUGGGUUUUCAGCAUUCAGACUUCAUCUUGUCCAGAAAAGGAUGAAAGAAAUGCGGAUGGAAAUGGCUGCCAAUUUUUAUGUAACCAUGUUAACAAAGAGACAUUGGAAUCGUUGGAUGGCAAGAUGUGAACACAAUGAAGAACUAGCUAUUCAUAGUUUAACUGUCAAAGCUACAUUACAUUACAGGAUGGUUAUUUGUAAAAAAAUGAUAGAUGCGUGGCUGGACUAUGUGGAAUGGAGAAAACAUAGACAGGCUCAGUAUGAUAGGGCUGAUGCAUACUACUAUGUGAGAGCAAUGCCUGUUUUCCUUCAUCACAUUAAAGCUCAUGCAGAGUUACAGAAAAGGAACAGACAAUAUGCUGAAGUGGCAGUACAGUUCAGAAGAGAAAACCUUUCUGCCAGAUUCUUCUAUAUGUGGUUCAACAACUUUGAACAAAGUCGAGAAGAUAGGAUGAAUGAAAGAAUGGCAAUUUUACAUUAUGAUAGCUGCAUCUUUAAGAGACAUUUUUGUAACUGGAAGAAUAGAUAUCAGCAAGCUUUGGAAGAUAGCCAGAAAGAGGAACAAGCCAUCAAACACUUCAACACAGUUUUAUGCAAGAAACAUCUAAAGUCUCUGAAACAGUAUAUAGAUGACUUGAAUCUUGGUGAAAUCAAUGAUGCUAAGGCUACCAAGCACAACUAUCUACAUCACAUUUCUGUUGUGUUUAAGACUUGGAAACAGUAUGUCUUGUAUAAACGACAACAAAGAGUAAAGAAGAAUAAAGCAGACAUGUUUUAUAAAAGGCAUGUGUUCCAAAAAGUCAUAAAGAGAUUGAAAAACAACCUGAUUCAGGGGAGACAAUUUAAACAAAUCGCUGAAGAACAGUCCAGCAAAAAAUGUCAACAACUUUUAAGAUGGACAUUACAUAGAUGGAGAGAUAAUUGUGUAGAACAACAAGAAGAUAGACAGACAGAAAACAGUGCUAUUUGUCAUUAUCACAGAGGUCUACUGACUAAGGUUACAACAACUUGGCACAGAUAUGCAGUGAUACAUGCAUAUAAAAAAUCUGAAAUGAGGCAAUGGGUAGAAAAUACACAGAAAGUUCUCAAUCAGAAUAAGCUACAGAGAUAUUUCAGUUUUUGGAGGACAACACGAGACCAAUCUAUUCUGAAGAAACUGAAGACUGAACAGGCAGCACAACAUUACAAUAGGUCGCUAUUACAAAACUUGAUUUUCCAAUGGAAAGAAUUUGUUCAGUAUUCUAUCAAGAAAAAGCUUUUAAUGAAACAGUCGGUGUGGUUUAAUGAAGUUAGAUUGAAAACUUGGUCCAUAGCCACAUGGAAACAAGAACAUGCCAAAACCCAAGAAACUGCUCAGAAAUCUGCAUUAGCUAUGUGGCACUGGAGUUUAACUUUACAGAAGCAGGCACUUAUUGCAUGGUAUAUGUAUGCACAAGAAAGAAAAAGGAAGAAAAAUCGUAUUAACGAGGCUUUAGAGAGGAGACGCAACCGACUAGUGAGAAAUGGUAUUACACAAUGGCUUAGUGUGGCUAAUGAUUUGUCUGGCCUUAGGGCAAAGUUUGCUGCUCAACAGCAUGCCACAAAAGCUUUUAGCUUGCACCAGUUGGUACAGAAGUGUGCCCUCCAUUGGAGACAUUGGACCGCAAGUCGUAAAUCUCAAAGAGUUCCAACAUCUCAUUUUGUUACUUUUCAUCAAGUCAAACCAAAAGUUAAUUUCAUGUUAAGGCCCGAACCAUCAGUGCCUGAGAUUCUGAAACAGCCAGUGAAGCUAAUGGUUCCUGCUCCAGUUUCGUCAGCUCCACCUGCAGUAUCUAAAGGGGUGGUCCAAGAAGGUCUUGUUCCCAUGGUAUCAGAAUCACCAGUUAGAUCUAGAGGACUGGUCCCUGAGGGAUUACACGGUACACAUGUGGAAUUCAAAGUAGACAGAAAUCUCCCAUCCAGAAGAAAACCAAGACAUCCAUCCUUUUUAGCAGAGUCAUUAAAGCGAGCUGGACUAUUUUCUGUUGACCAACAAAACUCAGAGUGUGAAACAAUAGCAGAGAACAAAAUAGUGGAACAAAAGAAAGUUGAUAGUACAAGUAUACCUACAGAAACUGUUUUUAACAUUUAUGACAUACAUGAAAAAUCAUCAGGUCAAAUGUUACAAUUGAAUGACAAAAACAAAGACAAUGCAACAUUGAGCAUGAUCAAAACUGAACGUUCUUCUACAAUGAUAGGGUCCAGUAGUACUGGACAGACUUCAGGGCUAAUAGGAUCAGCCCCUACACUUCAAGUCAGAGGAUUUAGUGAAAAACUUUCAACUGCAGAAAAAAAUCAGUCAGAUAUUGAAAACAUAACACAACGGAGUGAAAAAACUUUGUCUUCUAUAACCUCAGAUGUAAAUGUUAUGGAAAAGAAUUUCACAGCUCCAAAACAAGGUUACAGAAGGUUUGAGACAAAGUUACUGACACCUGCCGAUUUCUUAGCCACAAAAAUGACAAGUACCUUGACGAGAGACAUUGCAGGGAAUUUACCACAUGUGGGUUUAUCUCCACGUGACAGAAUUGAUGGAAUCUCAUCUAUAAAUAGUACUUUAAAAACAAAAGAAUCAGUUGAUCUGUUAUCAUCUGCAGAUAACUCAGGGAAAUUGAAAGAAAGCAUGGGAUUUGUUAAAUCAACUGAUGAUACAGCUACAAAAAGUGCUGAUUCUUUACUUCCAAUUAAUAUAGAUUCUCCUAGGGCAGAGAAAAAAGGAACUUUACUAGCCAAUCAAAUUACUGAUAUAAGAAAUAGGCUAAAAGGAUUUAAUGAAAAGAAGAGAAGAUUGAGAAAAUUACAGAAACAGCAUGUACAUCUUUCUGAUUGGCUAGAACAAGAGGUUAAGAAAGAUGAAGAAAUAGAAACAGAUGAUAUUAGGAAGGAAAUUAUUGAGAUUGAGGAAGAAAUGAGAAAACUGAAUCAAGAAAUAGACAUUGAGAAGCCAAUGUGUGCCAAACUAGUUUCUGAAGUACAGAUCUUAGUCAAACUGUUACAGGGUAGUGAAACAAAAUGAUAUAUUAUACAUAUAUAUAUACUGUAAUACUAUUUAUUUUCCAUGUAACUUUAUUUGUCAUUGCUAGGUGACGUCAUUGCAAUCUAUAUUUAUGAUUUUUUAACCUUGUUGAUGCAUUCAUAUAAUUGAAGGUCAAAGUUUGAUAUAUUAUCAGAGAUUUAUAUUCCUGUUAUUUUUUUACUUAUAAAGGUCAUGUUAAUAAGUCACUUACCAAAAUUAGUUUGUUUACAGCAUGUAAGGUAAAAAAAAAUAAGACCGUCGCAAAAGUUGAACCAUAUAUCAAUGUUAAACUUAUUAUAGUUGUAGAUCAAUUUUAAACUUCAGAAUAGAUAACAAUUUAUGACUUAUGUCUAGUUAUUUGAUGAAAGAGGUGUGGUCAGUUGACCUGUCAUUCUUUCACUCAUAUGGUCAGAUUAGAAAGUUGGUGAAGCCGUUUGUACUUUAAUUUUAAAUUUGAAUGAUAUAUUACUUAUAGAUUUGCUAAUAAGUUAAUCUACCAUAGAGAGGAAUAUUUUUGCUGGGGUAGGGGGGGGGGAGUUUGUGGUAUCUUUUCUCAAAUUUAGCAACUAAGAUAAAAUAGCAAUCAUAUUCACUUUCGUACAGGCUACAGGGAGAAAUAAGUUCUGUGGUAGGUGCCCUACCUUCUAUAAAUAUUCAUUGGUCGAUAACAGGAUGAUGUAAGCUAGUCUUUAUAAACUAAAAUCUAAAUCAAUUAUUCUCAAGAAUAUUUAAUUCAUUGUACCAGGAUUUAUCCUUGUCUUAAUCUUUAAAAUUUACAGAACACUAUCAAACAUUCUCUUUAAUAGUUUUGAAAAUUGUUUGAUUGUCAUAUUGAAAAAUAUGGCAAAUUUUCCCCAUAAAAAUGGUCAUUUUAGUUACUUAUUUAAGAAUAACACUAAAGAAGUAGAAUGCUAGGCUCAAUAAUUGGGAUAUUCAUCCUAUAUGACAUUUUAUUACAUGUCAGAGUAAAUAUGUUAUAUUAUUUUCUGAAUUUACAGUACUUCAAUUUUUCUGUUGUUAUCUAUUUUUUAUUUAUUACUUUUGUUUGUUAUAUAUAUUAUGAUAUAUAAUAGUAAAUAAAUACUGAUAUGAG